Molecule: messenger RNA, 2301 nt
Organism: Tupaia belangeri chinensis (Chinese tree shrew)
Lineage: Eukaryota; Metazoa; Chordata; Mammalia; Scandentia; Tupaiidae
Gene: STUM
Product: stum, mechanosensory transduction mediator homolog
Exons: 4
Coding region: 72-353 (93 amino acids)
Source: RefSeq, a predicted model, not a curated record
CGUCGUCGUCCAGCGGGGUGGUGGUGCAGGUCCGCGAGAAGAAGGGCCCCCUGCGCGCCGCCAUCCCCUACAUGCCCUUCCCGGUGGCGGUCAUUUGUCUCUUCCUGAACACUUUCGUGCCGGGACUAGGGACGUUCGUCUCGGCCUUCACCGUGCUCUGCGGGGCCCGCACUGACCUCCCGGACAGACACGUGUGCUGCGUCUUCUGGCUGAACAUCGCGGCGGCCCUCAUCCAGAUCCUCACGGCCAUCGUCAUGGUGGGCUGGAUCAUGAGCAUCUUCUGGGGCAUGGACAUGGUCAUCCUUGCCAUUUCCCAAGGCUACAAGGAGCAGGGCAUUCCACAGCAGCUGUGAGCCCGAGGGAGCCGCCGGGGAUGCCCAGGGAGUCCUGUGAGGGCUGCUCCAGGCAGCUUUGGGCACAAAGACCUUUACAUGUUCUCUUCUGCCGUUUCCUGGAUUUGGGGUGGAAAGGGGGUAUUUUAAAAAUAUUAUUUAUUUUGAAAAUGCAUCUGCUUUACUCUGCAGGCUCUGAGGGCUGCCAGCCCCUCCUCCUGCUCUGGAAAGCAGUGUAGGUGCAGGCACGCAGAGCUUCAGGGAGUGGGGUAGACAGGGGUGCUGACGGGGAGGCCGAUGCUCUGGCAGGCUCAUCCCUCCUGGCAGGGCCCGCUUCCCACUGCAAGAGCACAGUGGAGCUGCUGGGCUGGGCUGCAAUGGGCCCUGGCUGGGUGAGCAGGGCUCACCAAGGGCGACUGUGGUGACAUCUCCUCUGUGUUCCCUCCCCUUGCCUCAAAAAUCUGGUGCCCUGAGUGUUUAAUCUCUGAUCCUUUGGGGGGGGCUGCACCAGCAUGAGGGUGAGACCCCGGCCCAGUGCGGGAAAGCCCAAGGUAUCUACGGCCAGCCCGAGGCCAAGGAGAGGGAAGCCCAUCUCUUGGGCUACCCUCCCUGACCGCGCCCCUGCCUCCUGGCCAUCAAAAUCUAAGGGCUGAGUAUGUUUUGACCUUCAUUUCCCUGAGAAGGAAGGCAGCGGGGUGGAACUGUUGGAGCGGUCAGAUGUUCACACACGAACGACCAGACCGAGGUGUGCAUGGGCACGGGCUGGCAGCCUUCGCAUCGCGCUUAGCACCACUUCCGGCCACACUCCUUCUUCUGAAAUCCUGGGGGCCAAGUGUGUCUCUGCAUUCUGAAAUUAAGGAUUGGAGAAAGGUGACAUGAUCCAUUGACCAUGUAUUUCCGACCACUCUGGCGGUCUGGAACAUCCCUGCCACCAUCAAGCAUGUGAAUAUAUCUGCAGAUAAACGUGGGAAUCGUCAGGUUCAUUGUAAAUAACCUCCCUUCAGUUCAGGGCAGGCUUUACCACCAAAUAAGUUAUAAGGAAGAACUUAGCAUUUGAGAGUUUUAGGGUUUCAGAAUUGCGAAGCAAUUGGAUGGGACUGUGACUCUCAAUGUGAAAUCUCGCUUGCGAACGGAUGCAGUAGAGAGUGAAACUGUUCACGCAGCCCAGGGUUGCCUCCAGUUGCAAAGGGACCACUGAGCCCCUUAGGGAGCUCCUAUGUAAGUGACUGUUAUACAGUGAGAGCCCUAACGGAAGGAGAAGCCAAAAGAAGUUGUCCAAGCUCUUGCGGAUCGGGCAUCCAUCUGAAAUUAGAGAAAGGAGACUGAGCAUUGUAAUAUGAGAUGGUCAUUUACAUGCAUUUUCUUUUUCAUUCUUUUUUUAUUCUAAUAGAGCUGACAGGUGGGACUGGCCCAAAGUCAAGUUUCUGACCCUCGUGGCAUUGUGCCAUGAAGCAUGUCCUUCUUCCAGGGGCUCUUCUUUCUUGUCUCUCAGAGACUGGCAGGACUCAGCCAGGACUAGAGAGGGGACCUGCCUGGCCACCUUCUGCAGAGCUGGGUGGGAGCAUUGGGGAAGCCACGCCCACCCACACCAAGUCCUGCCUUUCUAGUUACUGGCCUGCAGAGGAAGCAGGUCUCAGGCUGCCUGCAGACCUUGCGCGCUGUCUGCCCUUGGUUUGCUGAGUGUCUCGUCCCUCUUCAUCGCCGCCUGGCUGGGCUGUGCUCUUUGAACUCCCUAGCUGUGUCUUCAUCUCUUCCUGCCCUUCCUUCUCCCCCACCCCAGCCCAGCCCUUUGCUGCUGCUUUCCUACUUGAAAGCCUCUCUGUCUCAAAGGCGUGGGCUCAGAUUUAGUUUUAUCCGAAAAGUCAGAACCUUUCAUCGUGUGAAGACAACAUCUUCCAGGCUGGCAGCUCGCUGCUCUCGAGGAAGCUGCGUCAGAGCGCGGAGCCUCCCGGGAUCCGAUGAAGCAGCU